AUGGUUUUCGACGAAGAGCCACCAAACAGUCAGAAGAAAUGGACGCAGCAAGCCACCACAUCAGCGUUCGGUUUGAUGGAGUCGUUGCGCGGACAGGGGUCGAGUCUGGCGAAAAAUAUCAAGAAUUUCGGAAAAUCGCUAGUUAAAGAGCACCAGAAGUCGCAAGGAGGCGCGACGACGCCGCCCGAGCACCGCGACGAUGAUAUCCGUCUGACAUGGCUCACAAAUCGUUUGGUGCUCGCCGACACGUUGCACACCUCCAAAGAAGGGCUUCUGAAAGCUGAGCACGCCGUCGUUCGAGAGAUGAUCGAUUGUCAGCCAUAUGUAGUGGUUAAUGUGCAUGCUGAACCCCUAAAACUCGAUGGAUAUGCAAAAUCGGUGCACGUUCCAUUGGGCACUGCUGCGAAAGGAGGUCUUCCCAAGUAUCCAACGAUUCAGGCGUUGAUUCCUAUCCUCAAUGAGUACUGUCUUCUGACCAACGACGCGGCAAUCGUAAUUUUUGGAAGUGAUGAAAAUGUCCAAAUCACUGCGGCCUUCUGUCUCGUCGCGUCUCGUACCAUCUCCCGGGUCUCUGACUUCCUUCGCGACUCCCUUCCAAACCGUUUCGAUCGUCUCCCCAACACAUAUCACCUGUUUCUGGAGCAAACGAAGCACAUCUGCAAACUGCACACCCGUCGUCGACAACCCCUUCAAACGGGCGCCCUCAUCUCCCAAAUCGUUCUGGAGCCGGGCACGUUGCUCAUCGACGGCGAGCUCUACGCGGCGAUUCAGCAGGGUGUGGGUCAGUUGAAAGUGAUCGAGUUCUCGGCGCAAUCGUGUCGGAAUCGACAGGGACAGCUGGUUUUUGGAAUGGAAAAUGUUGAGACGGUGGAUGAUGUCGUCGUUUUUGUGGGGAAAAAGUCGGAUGUGAAGCACCCGAUUCUCGCCGUCAAAUUCAACACACAACUCCUGGAGCCCGAGGACGCGUCGAUCGUGUUCACGCCUUCUGAAAUGGACGUCUCCAAGAUGGUCGCGUCGGCGAUGCCCAUUCAGGAUUUGAGAAUGAUCGUCAACUUCGCCACUCGCCGUAUGCCAACCCUCAACUCCCUUCAAUUCGAUCGCUAUAAGCUUCUAUGUGUCCGAAACGAGCGAGAGCUGGAGGGCUAUCAACGAUCGUAUGGUGACGUGGAUUCUGAAGACGAGUCGCCAAUUCUGAGAAGCGCACGGUCGAAAAGUGGUACUAAACAAGCGACGGAGACCGCUUCCUCGUCGUCUGGAAACUUCUUCGAUUCACUUCAAUUCGCGGAUAGCAACGAGCCAGCACACUAUCGAGAGCAGCGAGAAUCGACGCUUUUGGGGCCCUUCUAUUACAGGUUACAUAGAAAAAUAGAAAAAUCAUAUUUCCAGGACGCCCACGACGAGCAACAACACACCGCCGACCUCCUCGAUGGAUUCCAUUUGGGUGGUGAAGAAAUGUCGUCGCCAGCUGGCGAAACCCCCAUUCUCUCAGCUCCAACACCUGCGAGUUCCGAUUACGACUCGAUGUCGAGCUCACAGAACCGGAAGAACCCGUCACCGGCGCCAGCCAUCGACGAUUUGUUGGGGUUGGGCUCUCAGACAGCCACCACGGCUCCUCCGGCACCCACUCAAAGCUCCAGUAACCUCGUGGAUUUCGAUUUUGGCGCGCCAAUCAAGCCGACGAAUUCGGGAAGCAGCUUGAAUUCUGGAAGCAACAACGCCACGAUGUCAUCAUUCUCGAAUUCGGAUCUGUUGGGAGGAUUCUCACCGUUGAAACCGCAAUCGACAGCGACGCCACCGAAUACGAGGAACCCGUCGGCUGCUAACUCCAAACCAGUGUCCCAAGUGAACUCUCAAGCCGACUUCGAGGCCUUCCUCUCGAACUACCCUGAAAAACAGCAGGCUCCGCCCACCAGCCAACCUCCACCGUACUCGUCGCAGAAGCCUCAACCAACGAAGCCACAAAACUCAUACAAACCAGCGUUCGGUGAGACUCCUGGGACCGCCAAGGUUUCAAUGGACGCCUUUGGGGAUUUGUUGAGCCAAGGGGAUGACAAUAGCUAUCAGGGAGCUAUAGAUGAGCAAUUUAGCCUCAUUGAAGAAUCUAGCAGCCUUCAUAGGAGUGACAAAGAUAACGAUUCGAUGGAUAGUCAUGAGCAAGCUAAUGAACAUUGGGAACAGAUAGGAGAAGGUGAAGAUCAAGGUAACGAGUUAUCCCACAGCUUGUCUGUACACCUCAUAUCCGAUGUUGAGGAAUUCGACAAUUGGCCAGGCCACUACCAUGAACAGUAUGGAGACCUUGGCUUCAAAACAACCCAACGAGACAAUCAGAAGCAGAGCAUUGGCACGAUGCUCAAACAGGAACAAUCGAAGAAUUUGACGCCCGAGGAGAUUAAGAUCCGCGACUGGACCCAAGGAAAAGAGCGUAACAUUCGUGCGCUCCUGGGCUCACUGCACAACGUCCUCUGGGACGGAGCCGAUCGAUGGAAUCAACCGUCGAUGGGUGAUUUGUUGACGCCAGAUCAGAUCAAAAAGCACUACCGAAAAGCGUGCCUGGUGGUGCAUCCCGACAAGCUGACCGGCUCUCCACACUUGCCGCUGGCCAAGAUGGUGUUCACCGAGCUCAACGACGCCUACAGCAAAUAUCAGAAUGAUCCGUCGACUUUAUAA
This is a messenger RNA of Caenorhabditis briggsae, 2667 nucleotides long. RefSeq names its product Protein CBR-DNJ-25 (gene Cbr-dnj-25). Gene Ontology annotation, cellular component: vesicle; cytoplasm; intracellular membrane-bounded organelle. Gene Ontology annotation, molecular function: clathrin binding. Gene Ontology annotation, biological process: clathrin-dependent endocytosis; clathrin coat disassembly. The transcript has 15 exons. The record is from RefSeq and is a predicted model, not a curated record. Lineage: Eukaryota; Metazoa; Nematoda; Chromadorea; Rhabditida; Rhabditidae. Bases 1 to 2667 code for a protein of 888 amino acids.